Molecule: messenger RNA, 168 nt
Organism: Macroventuria anomochaeta
Lineage: Eukaryota; Fungi; Ascomycota; Dothideomycetes; Pleosporales; Didymellaceae
Exons: 3
Coding region: 1-168 (55 amino acids)
Source: RefSeq, a predicted model, not a curated record
AUGGAGGGCGUUUCCAAAUCCCUGGCCCACACAGUCCACUGUACAACUGACAGCCAAGACGUAGUCGUAGUCACGCCGAACUACCGUCUCGGUGUGCUUGGCUUCUCAGGUGCUCCUGGUGUUGAAGCAAAUGCUGUGCCUAAGGAUCACUUCGCUGCUGUUGAAUAG